CUGCCGGCACCUUGACGGCCUCGUCUUGAACACUCAAUCAUACUAUUCAUUUGUAUCGACGGCGCAUAACUGUUUACUUCAGAUAUGGCGCCCGAGAUACCAAAUCAAAAGAGGAAACGCGGUCGUCCACCUAACGCGUCCAAGGCUGGAGAAGACGCGUCGGGGCGCGCAGAAGAGACAACAAGGAGGCCGAAGCCAGUAGAGGAAGCGCAAGCGGAAGACGUAGGAGGCGCAUCCAAUCCGGGGCCAAAGAAACGAGGACGACCUAAGAAGACGCCUCAUACUGAACCCCAAGAGGAAGUAUCCGCGCCUGCUGUCGUCGAGAAGCAGUCCAAACGAGGCCCUAAAGCUAGAGAGGAAACUAUCGCGGAGGAACCGCUCAACCCUAGGAAGAGAGGGCGACCACUCAAGGACCGUGCGGAAGAUGUCAGUACCAAUGCGCCUGCAGAGGAAACGAGGCCACGGAAACGGAGGAGGCCCACUCCUGCUGCGGAGGAGUCCGUAGAAGAUGAGGUCCAACCAGAUCCGGAACCAACCAAAAGACCAAGAGGGAGGCCGAGCAAGGACAACGGAAAGGCGACAGCGAAGGGCGUGCGAGGCAGAAAAGAAGUAGCGUCCAUCGAGGAGGAACCAGCACAGGAGGGGGACGUCCGCCGAAGUACAAGAUCAACCAAUCCAAGUCAGCAUUCAUCCAAGACAACUCAACGCGGCAAGGAGAAUAGACGAGAUCCAUCAGCACACCAGGACAACGGUCGCUCAUCACUAGCCGAAGUAUCUGCCUCUCAAACUCAGAAUCGGAUGUCUCCUCCGCAGAGCGAACAGACCACCAAGAGCAGGAAAGGAAAGAAGGUUGCCGAAGCCGAGGGCGCAGAUGUUGAGGAGGCGGCGCCGACACGACAACGUCGAAGGGGCCAAACUGUUCCAGAAGCAGAAGAUUCCGAACGUCCUGAAGCUGCCCGGAAAAACAAGCGCGGACCAGCACAUCGUCCCCCCAAUGCUGCCAUAAGAGAGAAGGCUGUACCUGCAGCCGCUGCUAAGCAACAGCGGACAGAGAAACGGUCAGCCAAGGACUCCGAUACGAAUACCCCGGGACAAAUAGAAAAGCCGCGACGACGGAAAAGUGUAGAGCCGGACGAGAAUGAAAGACCUCCUGCUCAACAACAACAACAACAACCCAAAGAACCAAAGGAAAAGCCCCCGCCUGUCCCCAAAUACCGCCACCUCACUUCUCGCACCCGACAGAUCCCCCGAUCCACCAUCGCCUCCAAAUGGUCACCGCUCGAUCCCCCCUCCAUCGCCGCAGUAGACAGCAUUAUCGCCGACGCCCAUCGCCCGAUCCUCUUCAGUCUCCGCGAAACCCGCAGCGACUCGAGUCGGCACGCCCAUGCCCAAGACAUACUGGCCACCUUCGCGUCUCGUCUACACAAGAAGCUGGAGAAGGGCAUGCCAUUUCCGCCACCUUCCAUUCCUUCUGUCUCCAAGCAACCGAGGGAUAUCAACGGCGAACCAGCAGGCCCAAGUCACGAAGCGGAGUUCGACUUUGAGAAGACCGUCAACGCGAUCCAAGCGCUCGAGAGGACGCUCGAUCCACUGCUACACUCUGUCGCUCUCCUUAAGCGGGAGAAGGAGAAGGAGGAGCAGGAGUUGGAGCGGGCGUACAGGCGGUUGAGAACGCUGGAAACGAAUGCGCGGACGCAAUCGAGGGGAUGGAGGGAACGCGGAAAGCGGGACCACGUGUUGGCGCCGGGCAUGCGGCCUACUGGACCUGGUGCUGCAAGGGAUUGGGAGGAGGAAGGGGAGAUUGAGUUGGUCAAGCCCAUCGAGAAGGACACAAGUGGGAGUGUCUUCAAGGAAAUCGAAGGGGACGAGGAGCUCGUCAAGGUGGCGCAGCAGUUGGGAAGCCAUAUGGAGAGUAUGAGAGGGAACUUGGAGCAGAUUGAGGGGGUGGUGCCUGCCAUGGAGAAGACGAAGGGCGCGUUGCAGGGUGUUUUGCAAAAGUAUCUCGAUGAUAAGCAGUAUGACCAGGUUGUGUUUGGGUAAGGCGUUGGCGGAGUUGUACGUCGGUGAUGAUAUCCGGACUAAAUGUCCACGAGUCAUAGAGGAUAUUUUUGUGUUUUAUGAUCAAGCGAUCAAGUCAUGUAACAACAGCGUUGGACCAUUUGUUGGCCAUCUAUCUGCGUGCCAGCCGCUAUUCCUUCAGUCUCGCAAACGAGUUAACAGGCACACAUUCUAUCGGAAAGCUGACUACAAGAUUACGGGUAUUAUGCUCGUCUAGGGGUAUAUAUGCUCCUGGCGACGAUCCCAACGACCAAUAUCGCAUGGAAACUGCGGUUCCUUCCUUCAUCCCCCUUCAAUCCUCUUAUGUUCGAUCCCUUUAUGUGCCCAUUUUAUACCACCGGUAUUCCAACGCCAGAAAUGCAAGGAACAAGACAAAAGAACUCAUCUUCCCGACCCGAGGAGGGCUUCUUCCGAUGACGAAAGUCAUGACGACGUCUUCUACGCCAACUCCGUCUUCACCCACUGUUUCCGC
This is a messenger RNA of Neurospora crassa OR74A, 2530 nucleotides long. RefSeq lists its product as hypothetical. The record is from RefSeq and is a predicted model, not a curated record. Gene Ontology annotation, molecular function: DNA binding. NCBI's taxonomy places the organism in Eukaryota, Fungi, Ascomycota, Sordariomycetes, Sordariales, Sordariaceae. The transcript has 2 exons. Bases 85 to 2040 code for a protein of 651 amino acids.